Messenger RNA from Nymphalis io (European peacock), 1336 nucleotides. RefSeq names its product carbonyl reductase [NADPH] 1-like. The record is from RefSeq and is a predicted model, not a curated record. Bases 263 to 1096 code for a protein of 277 amino acids. NCBI's taxonomy places the organism in Eukaryota, Metazoa, Arthropoda, Insecta, Lepidoptera, Nymphalidae. Gene Ontology annotation, molecular function: carbonyl reductase (NADPH) activity. The transcript is spliced from 2 exons.
UCAAAUGUCAUGUCAUAAGUAAUAACAUACAUUUCAGUUUUUCAUAUUAACUACCUUAAUUUCAGCAUUUUUCGAUAGCUGUUAAGUUUAGUGCGUUAAGUACAUUCUCUGGGAAGAUUAUAUAGUCUGAGUAAUAUUAUCUUUCAUGUACUUAAUAAACACUUUAAAAUAGAUAACCGUUUUAUCAUAAUUGAAUUUAUCAUUCAUAUUAUACAAAAUAUAGGACAGACCGAUUUUUGUUUGCAUUAAAAUUAUAUCAAAAAUGAGUUCAAAAAUAGCUAUUGUUACUGGAGCUAACAAAGGAAUCGGUUUUGCGAUAGUUCGAGGUCUUUGCAAACGUUUUGACGGCAUUGUUUACCUGACAUCGCGAGACGAGAAACGCGGGGCUGACGCCGUCGCUGCUCUUCAGAAGGAAGGAUUAAACCCAAAUUACCAUCAACUCGACAUCACAGAUCCAAAAAGCUUAACAGUUUUUCAUGAUUACAUUAAGGAAAAGUAUGGUAACAUAGAUAUUUUGGUUAACAAUGCUGCGAUUGCUUUUAAAAGCAACGCUCCAGACCCAGUAGAGGUUCAGGCCGAAGAAACCUUGAGAGUCAAUUACUUCUCAGUUCUUUCUACUUGCGAAAUACUGUUUCCUUUACUCCGAAAUGGUGCUAGAGUUGUGAAUAUUUCCAGUUCUUGUGGUCAUUUAAGCUGUAUACCUAGCGAAAAACUGAGACAGCGAUUCCAAGACCCUAAUUUGACUAUACCAGAGCUCUCAGACCUAAUGCGUCAGUAUAUAGAGGCAGCUAAGCAAGGCAGACAAGCAACAGAAUGGGGAAAUUCAUCAUAUGUUGUGUCCAAAGUUGGUUUAACAGCAUUAACUAAGAUACAACAAAGGUUACUUAAUGAUAAAGAUAUAAAAGUGAAUGCUGUACAUCCGGGCUAUGUGGAUACCGAUAUGUCAUCUCAUAAAGGCCCAUUAUCUAUUGACGAGGGUGCACAGGCACCAUUAUUUUUAGCUCUGGAUGCUUCAGAUUCUGUCAAAGGUGAAUAUGUUUGGUAUGAUAAGCGGAUCGUCAGCUGGGCAGGAUCAAAACCAGGAGAGAAACAUUAAACUGCACUGAAUAUUAUAUUCAAUUCUAACUUCUUUAUAAUGAUUUGUUAAUAUAAGUAAUAUUGCAUCUUGAUAGGCGGUUAUUUCUAGAAUAUAUUUAAUAAAUUUAAUUUUUGAACCUUAUAACAUAAGAUUUAUCAUUUAAAAAUGUACAAAGAAUUGUUUUUGUUUUUAUGUAACUCAAUUUUUGAGGAAAUAUUUCAGAUAUUUGAAAAAAAAUAAAGUGCCUUUUUAAACACA